Molecule: messenger RNA, 423 nt
Organism: Penaeus vannamei (Pacific white shrimp)
Lineage: Eukaryota; Metazoa; Arthropoda; Malacostraca; Decapoda; Penaeidae
Source: RefSeq, a predicted model, not a curated record
AUGAUCGGCGGGGAGCAUGGCAGCACAGCGCCCACGCCCGCCCACCCGCCCCACGACCAGUCGUCCGCGCUGCGGAAGAGGAAGCGCCUCAGCCAGGUGGUGCUGGAGCUGACCUCGCAGGCCGAACGUCGCUCCCCCGAGGACAAGCCUCCGCGCCCCCCGCUCGCCCCCGCGGCGCCGGACCGCCCCGGCGCCCCCCCGCACGACACCGUCGCAACGGCCCGCCCCGCGACGCCAAGCCCCGCAGGACAGGCCCCCGACCAGCCCCCGAACGCCUUGCCCUCGCAGCCGCCGCAGGCCGACAAGGAGCCCAUGUUCAGCCGCCAGCCCGAGGAUGCGCCCCCGGGGCCCGGCCACGACCAGGGGAGGAGCCGGCCUCAGCCCCGGCCUCAGCCCCGGCCUCAGCCCCGUGCCGGGCCAUAG